Molecule: messenger RNA, 4553 nt
Organism: Formica exsecta
Lineage: Eukaryota; Metazoa; Arthropoda; Insecta; Hymenoptera; Formicidae
Gene: CaMKII
Product: calcium/calmodulin-dependent protein kinase type II alpha chain
Exons: 19
Coding region: 214-1965 (583 amino acids)
Biological process (GO): protein phosphorylation
Cellular component (GO): neuron projection; cytoplasm
Molecular function (GO): ATP binding; calmodulin binding; calcium/calmodulin-dependent protein kinase activity
Source: RefSeq, a predicted model, not a curated record
CUACCGCCGCCGCCGCUGCCGCCGCUGUCACCAUCGCUGCCGCCGCCGUCCCGGUGUUCAAGCAGCGCCGCGGCGGUUCCUCUAUUGAUCGAAUUUGACCUGCGAAGUUUCCCCUAGCGCGUGUGUGCAGUAUAGUGGCAGCCGGCAGUGACUCUCUUGCGUUUAAGUUUUUGAGUCCCGUGAUACGAUUAAAUAAUCGUGAAUAGCCUCGGUAUGGCCGUGCCAACGGCUUGCACGCGAUUCAGUGACAACUACGAUUUGAAGGAGGAAUUGGGCAAAGGUGCCUUCUCUGUGGUCCGACGAUGCGUGCAAAAGAGCACCGGUCAUGAGUUUGCUGCAAAAAUCAUAAACACUAAAAAGCUCUCGAAUAGAGAUUUUCAAAAACUUGAGCGUGAGGCGCGAAUAUGUAGAAAACUGCAACAUCCAAAUAUUGUGAGAUUGCACGAUAGUAUACAAGAAGAGAAUUUCCAUUAUCUUGUCUUUGAUCUAGUCACCGGCGGGGAACUAUUCGAGGACAUCGUCGCCCGGGAAUUCUACAGCGAGGCCGACGCCUCGCACUGUAUUCAACAAAUCUUGGAAAGCGUUCACCACUGCCAUCAUAACGGAGUCGUGCACCGAGAUCUAAAACCCGAAAAUUUACUUCUCGCGAGCAAAGCAAAAGGGGCGGCUGUGAAAUUAGCGGACUUUGGUCUGGCGAUUGAGGUACAGGGUGAAGCACAAGCAUGGUAUGGUUUUGCUGGAACACCUGGUUACCUCAGUCCGGAAGUGCUAAAGAAGGAACCAUAUGGGAAAGCAGUUGAUAUAUGGGCGUGCGGUGUUAUCCUGUAUAUUCUUCUUGUUGGCUAUCCGCCGUUUUGGGACGAGGAUCAACAUCGACUUUACGGGCAGAUCAAGGCCGGAUCGUACGAUUAUCCGAGUCCAGAAUGGGACACCGUCACGCCAGAAGCCAAGAAUCUUAUCAAUCAGAUGCUGACAGUGAAUCCAGGAAAAAGGAUUACUGCCAGCGAGGCAUUGAAGCAUCCAUGGAUUUGCCAACGUGAGCGUGUUGCAUCUGUGGUGCACAGACAAGAGACCGUGGACUGCUUGAAGAAAUUCAAUGCAAGGCGCAAGUUAAAGGGCGCUAUAUUGACGACUAUGCUGGCAACGCGAAAUUUUUCCAGUAAGUAUGAUGCACAGGGUCGAAGCAUCAUCACGAAGAAGGGCGAUGGCUCUCAAGUAAAGGAAUCCACUGAUAGCAGCACAACGAUCGAAGACGAUGACAUUAAAGAGGAUAAGAAGGGCGGCGUCGACCGGAGCAGCACGGUCAUUGCCAAAGAACCUGAAGCUGACAACGCAGGAGACGAUAACAACAGCAGUAGCAGUAAUAACAGCCAAAAUAGCCAGGGUGGCGCAUCGCUAUCGUCGCCGCCCAGUAUCAACAGCAAGAACGAGCCGAUGGCACAGCGACGCGAGGAUUCCUUGGCCAUCGAACAGAAAACGCGACGGACGAGCGAUGACGGCCAAUAUGCAUUCCGGAUGGGUCACAUCGUGAACGAGGAAUUCGCGCGCCGUCAGGAAAUCAUCAAGAUGACUGAGCAGUUGAUUGAGAGCAUCAACACCGGGGAUUUCGAAGCGUACACGAAAAUCUGUGAUCCACACCUGACCGCAUUCGAACCGGAAGCUCUAGGUAAUUUAGUCGAGGGAAUGGAUUUCCACAAAUUUUAUUUUGAUAAUGCAGUCCUGGGGAAAAACUGUAAAGCUGUCAAUACAACCAUCUUGAAUCCUCACGUCCAUCUACUGGGCGAAGAUGCCGCUUGCAUUGCGUAUGUCAGGCUGACGCAGUACAUGGACAAACAAGGCGUAGCACAUACUCAGCAAAGCGAGGAGAGCCGUGUAUGGCACAAGAGAGACAGCAAGUGGCAGAAUGUGCAUUUUCACCGAAGCGCAGUGACGGGUCCAUCGCCGUUCUCCUUCAACCACAAAUAAAUCGGUUAAGAGGACUAUUCCUGCUGCCGCUCUCGGUGGACGCUUUUUGUCACCAUAGAAAGCGAAUUAAUGAACGUUAGGAAUACGGAGCACACAACAUAUUCGAGCGUUCUCAUACACAUAUACAUACACACGCGCGCGCGCGCACGCAUAUAGAUACACAUGGGCAUACAUAUACACAAAGAGAGAUGUGUAUAUGAAAGAAAGUUACAUAUAUAACAAACAACGAUAUGUAACAUUUGAGAAAGAGAAUGAUAUGCAUAUAAGAACACACAUACACAACAUACAUACUUAAAAGUAGUACUAAGCGCGACAAAAACCGAAGCCGCAAUAUAUGUCGUAACUAUCGGCAUAUAUUACACGCUCCAGUACCUGCUCAGCGCACUUAUUAUCUACUUAUCUACAUUUAUGCGUGCACUGCGCUACGUGUGCCUCAAAGCCUUGAGAAAAACUACACGCAAAAGCGAGAUCAUUGAAAACGCAAGAAAGAGCGGAGUCGAUCGAUUGAUUGUCUAAUGAAAUCGUAAGGUAAAUAGACAUACUUUUCGGCUGUCGUCUGACAAGAUUCGCGACAGAGAGAGAGAGAGAGAGAGAGAGAGAGAGAGAGAGAGAGAGAGAGAGAGUGAGAGAGGGAAAGAAAAGAGGAAAAUUUCGUUGUAGAUGUGCUCGCGUAUAUCCGAUCGUUUAUGCCGCGGCGUCUUAACGUCUGUUUUUUUGUAACGACGAAUUUUUCUUUGAUUCUCGAAGACAAAAUUGUUUUGUUGAGAUCGAGCAAAAUUCGACGGUUAUUGUGUAUGUAUCAUUGAUAAAUAUUGAGAAAGCAAAUAGAUCUUAAUGAAGUAUGAUGUCGGAUAAAGCGUUACGCGAGAUUACUAGAAGAUAAUGAAAUCGCGAACACAAUCAAGCACUUGCAUCGAUAACACACAUCGAUUUGUGAUAGGCGAUGACGUCGUACAUCGAAUCGAUGGAGACCGAUUACGAAGCUGACAAAAUGGAGCGUCAUGAAAGUCACGAAAUUACAUUUAACUCUUACUUAUUGGAACAUCCAAGUUUCACGACUAAUCGGCAAGAUUGGAAGCUAGUCCGAAUAUUGAAAACCGAAACCAUAAUGUAGAUAACGAAAAAUCAUCCUACAUCGACGCAGAAGAAAACGUGAUACAAUUGAGAAACUAUUUUAAUAAACAAAAUUAGAUAAGACGAGAUAAUCAUCGAGCACUUUUAUGUAUUUCGCGGCCAACUCAUAAUGCAAAUAUUUUCGGCAAGACUAUUCAAUAGAAAAUGAGAUAUUAUAUAAUAUUUCUUACUAUAGUAAGAAAGCUGUUGAAACAGAUUGUAAACGAAGAGCAUAGCAAGAGGAAAUUUGGUAAAGAUAGGAUUAACUUGGAUCAAUUCUAUAGGCAUUAAUGAACUCAGCGACAGUCAUGACAGAACGAAAACGAAUGGAAGGAGUGUGAGAAGGCAUCGAAAUGCCGGCGCAGAAGACAAAAUGAGAAAGGAAACACAGGUGCGACGUAGUGUACAAAGGCAGCGGAGGGGAAUCGCGGUUGAGAAGCUCAUGACGAGCGACCAGGAGUAAAGAUGUCGUUACGUCACCGCGCCGUGUUGACACAACGCAGCAAAGAUUCUUCCAGGCAAUUUCUUUUUUCGAUUUAAGCUCUUGUCUUUCGUAGCGAAAGCAAUGAGCUACAUCUAUGCACAUGUAUACGCUUGUAUACAAGUAAAAAAUAUCAUCGCUCCUGCAGCGAGAUAGAAAACAUCGAUUAAUUUUGGGGAGUUAUAUAGUUCUUAUCAUUAACGAUAAAAUUUAACAAAGUUAAAAUUUUCGAGUUAUGUUUGCGUGGCGUAUACUUUCGAUGUUUUCUAUACUCUUGAUCUCUUCAAGCAAAUAUUUUGAAUAUAAAAGCAUUUUGUAAUAGAAUAUUGAAAUUGCGACAUAUAAUUUAGAAAGAAAAAAAAGUAGAGAUACAGUGCGAGAAAAUGUAUCGGCCACGUGGAUAAACUAAAUAUCUCUUAUGGGAAAAUUUUACCUAAUAAUGCGCAAGAAAGUCCUUCGAGCUUCGUAUUUAAUCUAUGUAGUGUAAGUUUGAGGUAUAUGAUGAGCUUCUACGAUUAAUUCUACGUUUUUAUCACGACUAGCAACAUACGUGAUAUUCUAUAUACGACCAUCACCGCAAACAACUACGAUUUGAUAUCAAAUCUUUCAUAAUGUUUUUAAAUAGCGAAUAUUAUUAUAAUCAUAAAUAAUAAAUUUAUAACCGGCUUAUUGAGAGGCGCGGUUGCGAUAUACAAUAGAUUAUAUCUCGCUGCGGGAAAUAUACUUCCGCCACGCGCGCGCGCACGCACACACGUAGACACACGCAUAUAUACACAUAUAUAGACAUACACACACACACACGCAUACACAUAUCGAUGCGAAUACCAAUUGCAAAAUACAUAACGCGCAAUUGCCUAGAGAGAGCGAUCGUGAGUUUAACAUUUUUAUUUCAUUGUCAAAUUGGUAAAAUUUAGUGAUUGAUGUACUCACACAUUUAGCUAUUUUGAAGAAUGAACGCUGCCGCCAACUCAUAUGAUGGACCGAUACACAAAAA